AACAGAGAAACUAUAUGGUAAAUAGCAUCUGUAAUGACCUCAUCCGGAAUGUUAAUGUGCACUGGCGGCAGGCACCUGUUUUAUCACUUCCAAUGUCGCCCCCUGGCGAAUCCAGGCAGAAUGCUCCCCUGUUCGUCCCUUCUCCGCCUCUGCAGUGUUGGUGCAGAGACAGAGCUCCAUCGGAAGCAGAGCAUCCGGAUCGCCGAGAGGAGGAAGCUUACCCGCUGUUGCCGGACCGGAAUAUUACGCCCACGUUCAUGUUGGAAGUGUUCUCGCAACUGAUUGCGCCCGCCCCCAAUUGGAGAGUCAUCCAGAAUUAUUGCAGCACAUUCCGACACACACCCCCUCCUCGCCCAGAUGCUCCUGUCCCAUCUGUAUCCGUGUUCAGUCUUUUCUCGAAUUAUGUGUCUUCGCACUACCCUUCCAUUCGUGUCAUUCUGGAUGCCGGCGAUGCGGAUGAGGCCUCGAUGAUGUCUCUCCGUCAGGAACUCGCUCAGGAGACUGUUGACGGCAGGCAAUUCGUCCUUGCAGUGUAGACCACUG
Molecule: messenger RNA, 543 nt
Organism: Cantharellus anzutake
Lineage: Eukaryota; Fungi; Basidiomycota; Agaricomycetes; Cantharellales; Hydnaceae
Exons: 2
Coding region: 15-536 (173 amino acids)
Source: RefSeq, a predicted model, not a curated record